CGCGUGCCUUGUUUGGGUGUGGCUUGAACGCGGGCUGAUUGCCUCUUUCACAGCUCCAGCGCGCCCUGCGGGAGCCUGCGGUUUCCACCCCCAACCGGUUCAGUGCUGCCCUCUGCGAUCAUGUCCAAGUCUCUGAAAAAGUUGGUGGAGGAGAGUCGGGAGAAGAACCAGCCGGAAGUGGACAUGAGUGACCGCGGCAUCUCCAACAUGCUGGACGUCAACGGCCUGUUUUCCUUAUCCCACAUCACACAACUGGUCCUCAGCCACAACAAGCUAACAACUGUGCCAGCAAACAUAGCAGAACUGAAGAAUUUGGAAGUGCUCAACUUUUUUAAUAACCAGAUUGAGGAGCUGCCCACACAGAUCAGCAGCCUUCAAAAACUGAAGCACCUGAACCUCGGCAUGAAUAGAUUAAACACUUUGCCUCGAGGAUUUGGCUCUCUCCCAGCUCUUGAGGUCCUUGAUUUGACUUACAACAACUUGAAUGAAAAUUCCCUUCCUGGAAACUUCUUCUACCUGACCACCCUGCGUGCACUCUAUCUAAGUGACAACGAUUUUGAAAUCCUGCCGCCAGAUAUUGGGAAGCUCACAAAGUUGCAGAUACUCAGCCUUAGGGAUAACGACCUGAUCUCGCUGCCUAAGGAAAUCGGGGAGCUUACUCAGCUUAAGGAGCUCCACAUUCAGGGGAACCGCCUGACCGUUCUGCCCCCAGAACUCGUCUCUACGGCAGACACAUGCAGGCAAAUCCGGAACCACCGAAGAAAAAUAAUGACAAAUCCAAAAAGAUCAGCCGGAAACCCCUGGCGGCCAAGAAUAAAUAAGGGGUUGGCAUGGCCUGGACUUGCGGUUGCUUUUCUCAUUAUUGCUUCUGUUCUCUCUUGCUCUGUCCCACAAAUAAUCACAGUUAGCCCUUGAACACGGAUUUGAACUGAGCGGGUCCACUUAUAUGCAGAAUUUCUUCAAUAAAUACUAUAAAUGUAUUUUUCUUACGAUUUUCUUAAUGAGAUUUUUUUUCUUUAACUUUAUUAUAAGAAUACAGUAUAUAAUACACAUGCCAUAUAGAAUAUGUGUUAAUAAACUGUUUAUGUUAUCAGUAAGGCCUGGUCAAUAGUAGGUUAUUAGUAUUAAGUUUUGGGGGAGUCAGAAGUUACACCUGGAUUUUCAGCUGCUUGAGGAUUGUGGGGGUUGGCACUUUCCUUCCUAGUGCUUACCACCUUACCUUUUAAUUUAUUUUGGUAGGUGGUAGAUUUUUAUAAGUUCUUAAAACCAUUUCCAUUUGUUUCCUUAAAAUUACCAAGGCAGGAAACAAAGCUCUAAUUCAACUGCAAAUUCCAUAGUAAGCACAGGUUUCAGUUCCCUGAAUAGAUGUUCACAAAGCUGCUUAUUUUCCAAAGAAUAAUUAAAUCAUGUAAUCAUUUAAAUGUCACAGUUAACACUGUUCACUCUUCUGUUUAUUCACAUAACUUAUUCUUUUGCUUUAUUAAAAAUGUUCCUUCACCACCGAGAGAUUAUGUUAACUUACAGAUGAUUUUAAUAAAAUCUUGAAUUUGUAUCACGUGUUGCUUCUUGAAUAAUGAACAAUCUGACUUUGAGUGUAUACACCUUUUUCCCCCAACGUUUUCUUGUCCACUUUUAUUGGGUAUAAAUAAUAAACUCUGAAACUUUCCAUGAAAUAAAUACAAAAUUGGAGCUA
Miniopterus natalensis is the source of this 1693-nucleotide messenger RNA. RefSeq names its product Ras suppressor protein 1 (gene RSU1). The record is from RefSeq and is a predicted model, not a curated record. Gene Ontology annotation, molecular function: protein binding. Gene Ontology annotation, cellular component: cytoplasm. Lineage: Eukaryota; Metazoa; Chordata; Mammalia; Chiroptera; Miniopteridae.